Messenger RNA from Xyrauchen texanus (razorback sucker), 5206 nucleotides. Its product is annotated as cAMP-specific 3',5'-cyclic phosphodiesterase 4D-like. Gene Ontology annotation, molecular function: 3',5'-cyclic-AMP phosphodiesterase activity. The transcript is spliced from 15 exons. Gene Ontology annotation, biological process: signal transduction. NCBI's taxonomy places the organism in Eukaryota, Metazoa, Chordata, Actinopteri, Cypriniformes, Catostomidae. Bases 608 to 2647 code for a protein of 679 amino acids. Gene Ontology annotation, cellular component: cytosol; nucleus; perinuclear region of cytoplasm. The record is from RefSeq and is a predicted model, not a curated record.
GCAGGACUUCGUACCUCAAAAUAGCCUCUCUAGGGAGACCCACUAAGGUUAAAGGCUGUUGUUUAGAUUUUUUCCUUUCUUUUUGUACUGCGUAAUGGAGAGAGAAAUCAUAGAUUUUGUGAGUUUUGUCACUCAGUUUUAAAGCAAGUUGAGGUUUUUCAAGGUGAGUCAAUGUAGAAGUGAAGUUCAGACACAGAACCAGAUAAAAGUUCUGAUUUGACACCAUAUCAAACUCUUUUCUGAUGGGAUACAGUAUCGAACUGAUGUUCUGAUUGGACACAGACAGAGUACUGGACUGACAUGCAGAAGUGUAUCUUAUCAGGAGGCAUCCACUCCUGAGGACAUCCUAGCAGCUCUUUAUGCUGUUGUUUAUCAGACACUGAGGAUGGUGUUCUGUGAAUGCAUGGAACCAGGACAGGGACUAAAGUGUUAGACUUUCAUUCCUGUCCCUGAUGUUUUCAACUGUCUGAACAUGGUUUUACCUGCCUGCUUACUCGGUUGAGCUUGGGAAUACACCGGCACUCUUUUGUCAUGCUGAGGAUUUUUUUUGUUACUGAAAAGUACUGGUAAAAGGCCAAGGUUAAUAGCCGUCCUGCAACUUUUUGAUAUGACGCACAAGUAUCCUUGUAUCACCAGGAGGAAUUCGCUCUUUAACUAUGGCUCGACAAGGAGACGGCACUCUUGCAUUGGUUUCGAUGUGGAAAAUGGCUUGUCGAUCGGGCGCAGUCCACUGGACCCCACAGUCAGUCCGAGCUCCGGUCUGGUCCUGCAGGCAAACAGCCAGCGGCGCGAGUCUUUCCUCUACCGCUCAGACUCGGAUUUCGACCUCUCACCCAAGAGCAUGUCCAGAAACAACUCCUCCACUACUGAGCUUUAUGGGGAGGAUAUGAUUGUAACGCCAUUUGCUCAGGUUCUUGCCAGUCUACGUACAGUUCGGGGUAAUGUUGCAGCUUUAACCCACGUGCAAGACAGAAGCAACCGGAGACCAUCAGGAACUAACCCUCAAUCUGUCUGCAAGACAAGCUUAUCGGAUGACCCUAACACGUAUCAGAAACUUGCCAUUGAGACUCUUGAAGAGCUGGAUUGGUGUUUGGAUCAGCUGGAGACCCUGCAAACACGUCACUCUGUCAGUGAAAUGGCCUCUAAUAAGUUUAAACGAAUGCUCAAUAGGGAGCUCACUCAGCUAUCUGAGACCAGUCGGUCAGGAAACCAGGUGUCGGAGUUUAUAGCAAACACAAUUUUACAAAAAGAGCACGAUGUGGAGAUAAUGUCAGCAGCGUGCAAGGAGGAGAAAAAACGACGUCCGAUGUCUCAGAUAAGUGGAGUGAGAAAACUGAGCCCCAGUCCCAGCCUCCCCCCAACACACAUCCCACGAUUUGGUGUCAACACCCAGCACGAGAGCCUCCUGGCCAAGGAGCUUGAGUACAUUGAUCGAUGGGGUAUGGAUUUGUUUAAGGUAGCAGAUUUUUCUGGGAAUCGGCCACUGACAGUCGUAAUGUUUACAAUUUUUCAGGAGCGAGAUUUGCUCAAAUCCUUCAAAAUCCCACCAGACACCUUCUUAACUUUCCUGAUGACUUUGGAAGAUCAUUACCAUAUGGACGUGGCCUAUCAUAACAAUAUCCAUGCAGCAGAUGUUGUGCAAUCAACACAUGUUCUUUUGUCCACACCAGCCCUAGAGGAUGUGUUCACAGAUCUUGAGAUCCUGGCUGCUCUGUUUGCCAGUGCUAUUCAUGAUGUUGACCAUCCAGGAGUAUCCAACCAGUUCCUCAUAAACACAAACUCUGAGCUGGCUCUAAUGUAUAACGAUGCUUCAGUGUUGGAGAAUCAUCAUCUGGCGGUGGGCUUCAAGCUUCUACAGGAGGAGAACUGUGACAUCUUCUGCAAUCUUAGCAAGAAACAACGUCAGUCCCUACGGCAGAUGACUAUAGAUAUGGUAUUAGCCACUGAUAUGUCCAAACACAUGAAUUUACUGGCUGACCUGAAGACAAUGGUGGAAACCAAAAAAGUGACCAGUCUUGGAGUCUUACUGCUAGACAACUACUCAGACCGAAUACAGGUGCUCCAGAACAUGGUGCACUGCGCAGACCUUAGCAACCCCACCAAACCCCUGGAGCUCUACCGACAAUGGACAGAUCGCAUCAUGGUGGAGCUCUACAGUCAAGGUGACCGGGAACGUGACAAGGUCAUAGAAAUCAGCCCCAUGUGUGACAAACACACAGCUUCUGUUGAAAAAACUCAGGUGGGAUUCAUUGAUUACAUUGUUCACCCUCUGUGGGAGACAUGGGCUGAUCUGGUCCAUCCAGAUGCUCAGGACAUUCUAGAUACAUUAGAGGAUAAUCGUGAAUGGUACCAGAGCAUGAUUCCACGUAGUCCGUCCCCAACGCCUGAGGAGCAGGACCAACGGAUGAUGGUGGGCGCUGGAGGCUCAGCAGGAGAGAAGUUCCAGUUUGAGUUGACUCUUGAGGAAGAGGAUGGAGAGUUAGAAGCUGAAGAGGAGCACAGCGGGACAUCAAAGACGAUAGCCGACAUCAAGCAUCCAUCCAUGUCCCCGAGCCUCACGCUUGGAAUAUCUCCCAUUUUAGAUAGCAGUGAAAGAGAUCUGGACCAGGAAAUGAACAACAUAUCCAUCCUGCAGUUAGAAAUUUAACAUGACCCUGUUCUAACAGUGCUGAUUCUGUUAUGUUUCAUUGGCCCUGUCCCAAAUGGAGCACUUGAUGUGGACUUGCAGUUUCGUGGCCUUUGCUCAAGCACCUCUGUGAAGACCACGAGACAGUAAGGUGUUUGCGGUCAUUAUGGAUCUUGGAUGUACCUUUUUGCCCAGCCUGCACUUGUGUGGACUCCACAUCAGACAUUUGGGAUAGGGCCUUAGUCGCACUCAGGAGCUGGAUGGGUUUGAGGUUAAGUUGUUGGAAAGUAUUUGUGUAGUACAGUGCAUAAAAAGUGCAUCCACUACCAAAACUGGAGCAUCCUGUAAAACCUUUUACUUUUGCUUGUUCUUUUUUAAAUCAUUGGAAGUUUAUAUGACCAAAUAAGCCUGUAUUUUAAAGCUACACUAUAUUUGUGUCCCAGACACAGACUUUAGCAAAAGACUGAGGAGAAAUGUGUAGAUUCAUUUUUUGAGAGUCACGUGGAGAAACAGAGUCUUCCUUUAAGCAACUGUCCAUGCCAAUUGCAGAGGAAAGCUGAUGUACUCAUAAUGCGAAUGUUAUGGAACUUUUUCACCAGACUCUACAAUAUUUAUUACCUUGAAACUUUUUAUUUUUUGGAUAACUUCAUGCUUUCACCUUUUUUUUUUUUUGUCACUGAAACAACCUAUAUGAAUGAAACGGGACAGUCACAUAUUUAAUGUAACAAAUAUUUAAUGGAUUUAACGAUAAAAUUGUGACGUUAACAACCUCAGGAUAAGAAUGAUUUCAAUGUAAAUGUAGCAAGACUCCAAAUGGCUGUCAUUAAACAUUAUCUGUAAAUAGCUGUUUUGGACAUAUAAAACAAAGUAGAGAAGAAACCCUUUAAAAAGUAUUUAACUGUCAAACUUUUAGACUACCGUAUGGAGAAUCCCUUUACAUAUGUCUUUGUACUGAAUUGCCUUUAUACCUCAACACAUUAGCACUAUGUAGACAUAUGAAUUAUAUCAAUAUAAACAGGGUUGAUUUAUCCUCAGUACUGAUUUAUGAAUACUGAAAAUGUUAUGCUAUUUGUUUUUUUGCAAUCUAAAUUCCCCUACACUUCAACUCAUUAUUGAAUCAGUGUUUUAAUGCUGAUUCUCUCUGAUGUUUCCAUGUUACAGACUAUAAAAUUAGAGGUUGCAGCUACAAAAAAAAAAAAAAAAAAAGAUCUUUUAUUAAAAUGAAUGAUUUUCAUUUCAAAAUCAAAAAUGUAUCGCUUUAACUGCCUUCUAGGACAGAGUUUUUUCUUUUUUCAGUGAGCUCAUCGCUGUGCAUUACAGAAUUGCAUUAUCUGUGAUUUGAUGUGUUCGAACUCAUGCAGCUCUGCACAGACCAGUCGGCGCCUGGCUUGAUAUUGCAUGCUGGUUAGAUAUUUGUUAGACUUUUUGUCAGUGCUACUGCUGCGUCACCAUGACGUAUGCUAUCAAAGAACCAUAAGAGCGAUGCUUGGCAAGACUAGCCGCUUGGGUAAGCUGCUGCAGUUACCCCAAAGCAGUGGCACAAACUCUGUUGAUCACACAGCUUAUUCGUAAUUUGACGGAGUUGACAAGCAGUUCAUGUUUAUUCUGAUACCUUCAGUUCUGCUAACUCUCUAAUUAUUUUAUCAUGUAAACCUAAUGUUAUAUAUCCUGUUUAUUAAAAUAAUAAUAAUACAAAUACUGACUCCUUUAUUGGAAUUACAAUGAUAUAGGCUUACUUUUACGCAUUUGGCAGACGCUUUUAUCCAAAGCAACUUACAGAGCCCUUCAGGGACAAUCCCCCCAGAGCAACCUGCAGUUAAGUGCCUUGCUCAAGGACACAAUGGUGGUGGCUGUUGGGAUCAAACCAACAACCUUCUGCUUAACAGUUUAGUGAUUUAGCCCACUACGCCACCAUCACUCCAUGCUGGUAUUAUAUUGGACUUCCUUUUUGUACACACUGGCACUGGUAAUAAAGAAAACAAACAUCAUGCAAUCUGCCAUGACUUAUGUAGCUUCAGCAAACUACGGGAAGCAUAAAGAGUCUCUCGCUUUUCAACUCCUACCCUGAAUGCAACAGGGAAAUUUCACCAAUCAGUAAAGCAAGGAGCAGUUCAAGUUGAACACACCACAUGUGGUGCUGCCUUAGAUCUUCACCAAAAGAAGGUUUCUUAGAAUGCAGCAUAAUGUACACUCAACGCUAAAAAUGCCACAUAACCCUGUAGCUUUGGCCACACAUUCUCAGAGAUCAGUAAUAAAUGCCUGUGUAGAGCAUGCAGCCUUAAACCACAUCCCUUUUGCUUCAGUGCCCUUACAGCAGUGACUGUGAGAGAUGUAUACUCUCAUUUUGUUGAAUGAUGUUAAUUGAAGUGAUCUGUGUACUCUUUUCUGUAAUAAUGUACCCCAGGGUUGUUGAUGUGUUAAUAUAACUGAUAUUGUUAAAACUAUCUGUUCGGUUUGUUUACAGCUCCUGGCCACAUAUGGCUCUGAUUAAGGUGGUUUGUCACAGUGUGUUUGUUUCCUUUUUGUUCUCCAUUGUCAGAGCCAAAUUAUAUUAAAUUCUUAAUUCAGGUUGUUCUGAAU